UGGAGGGCAGCCUUGAGGAGGAUGUGUGAGUGUCUUAUGGGAGACCAGGGAGCCCGUCAGGGUGGACUUGUGACCCACAUGCCAUCCCUGCAGGUGGCUCAGUGUCCCACGAUGGCCGCGGGUGCCUUCCUGCUGUGCCCGAAGACCCGGCUGGACUUCCUCAAGGCCUCGCACUUCUCUCUGGGGCCAGACCUGCGGCUGUAUCAGGGCUCCAUGUGCUCCACGAUGCACCGAGACUUCCCGCCCUACCCGGGCGCCACCUCGGCGCAGUUGACCCCGCGGCCACCGAGCGCCACCCUCUUCCAAGAAGACAAGCGCCGGGCGGCCAUGGAGCACGAGUCAGAGACGCAUCGCGCCUUCACCCCGCCGUCCACGUCGCCCACCGAGUGGGCGCGGGAGAAGGAGCAGGUGCGGGAGCGCACCGUGGCCAUGCAGUCCGGCCACCUGAACAUGCACGCGGACGCGCGGGCCGGCACCGGCCUCUCCAUCGCGCGCGUCGCCUACCGCUGGCCCGAGGACGCCGAGAUGCCCGCGCGCGCCAGAGAGCAGAUCCGCGGGGCGCGCCUCAUCUUCGACCGCGACUCGGUGCCGCCCGGCGACCUGGCCCAGCUGCGCAUCCCGCCCACCACGUACCGGGCGCUCUAUCCGCCCUACGACGCGCGCCCGGAGCCCCGCGCGCCCUGCCGCCACCUGGGGGGCCCCAACACCCUCAAGUGGGGCUAUGGGAGACAGGACGAGACCUCCUACAAGAGACAGUUCCUGGGCCUACCAGGCCCACCUGCCCUGAUGUGUAAGAGGGCCUCCUCCAGCGUGCAGCUGGGAGACAGCACGCUCGGCUUCGGACCGCUGUGCUCAGAGCAGAAACAGGCCUACGGACCCCAAGGUCUGUCCCCAGACAGGUAUGACCAGGCCCAGGCCGCGGCCCACCUCCACCACGUGAGCAUCCGCCCUGGAGAUGGCCUCUUCCACAACAGGACCACCAGCUCCGACCACUUCUACCCCCGGGAGCCCGAGCCUUUUAUUCUUCACCACGACCAGACUCCAGAGUCGCACAUCCUGAAAGGGAACUGGCGCCCGGGCCCAGGCAGUCUCACCACCACCAGGGAGUACUUCUAUGGCCAGCGGCCACCGCCGACCCAGCCACCAGGCCGCCACGUGUGCCACGAGAAACUGCGGAGUCACGUGACCCUAGGCGAGGACAAGCUGCUCAAACACUUCUUCCAGACCACCAUGGGCUCGGACUACUGCCCGGUGGACACAAAUCGGCCACACAAAGCGCCCAACCUCCAUUUGCUAAGCAGCAACCUGCCUGAGGGCACCGGUGAAUUCGACUUUUUAACCACGAACCAAAGGAUGCUGAAACCGCACGGAACAGUUCGGGCCCGCAUAACGGAGGAGAUGCUGCAGCGGUGCAAGUACAGCCACGUGGAGCCCCCCCUGGGUGGACAGCGCUUCUUCUCCACGGUCUACAAGGACGAGUUCCUCCCUAAGCACCAGCGCCCCGCAGCCCUGACGCAGAGUAACAUCCUGGAGAGUCACCUGCCUCUCAGCCCACAUGCGCAGUGGGGCUGCGGGGGCGGGAAGAUAGACCCUCGGGCCCCCCAGCUCCCUGUGUACCCAUGUCCCAGCCAGCAAUAAACACUUUGACAA
This is a messenger RNA of Tupaia belangeri chinensis (Chinese tree shrew), 1650 nucleotides long. It is a transcript of the gene SAXO5, whose product is annotated as stabilizer of axonemal microtubules 5. The record is from RefSeq and is a predicted model, not a curated record. The transcript is spliced from 9 exons. Bases 22 to 1638 code for a protein of 538 amino acids. Lineage: Eukaryota; Metazoa; Chordata; Mammalia; Scandentia; Tupaiidae.